AUGGCUGAGCCGACGCAGGUUCAGACAGCGCCUACUGGCUCCCCCAGAGAGAUCAAGCAGGAGCAUGAACAUGAGCCGACGGGCCUCGAGGCCCUCGACUUUAGCAUUCUCGCCGAGCUCGCGUCGAAGCGCCCAUUCGAGCAUGUAGCCCAAGAUCAUCACGAUGAGCGUGAGCAAGAGGCCAAGAGGCCCAAAACAGAGAACCCUACCACAGAAGAAGAGACGUCUCUCGAAGAUGGACUGGCGCUGCUGGUGCAGAAUGCGCUGUCCAAUGUCGGCGACCUGGUUAGCAAGUUCAAUAUCGAGACCGGCGAUGCGCAUGGCAGCGAUCCCAUGGACGUCGAUGACGCGCAUGGCGCCGAUGCUCGCCCGGCUCCCGUGUCCUUCUUGUCGGAGCCGGAGAAGUACGUGCGCAUUGCCAACACGCAUGCGCUAGGGAACCUUCAGCCCAUUGAUGACAUGUCGAAGCUGGCCGGAGACGCAGACUCGGGAUAUGGGCGCUCAUACGGACGACUAAAACGAUCAUUCGAUGCGACGUGGCAGCUCUUCUCAGAUAAUCAGGUGCUGUCUGCCGAUGAGCUAGAGAUACAAGAGGCGGAAGCCCGCACCCUGUUGGAGUUGGCCAACAUUGCGAAAUUUGGGACGUGGCUGGUCGAAGGUGGCCUGGACUCUUUUACCGCCGCCGAUGGGCAUUUCGCAGCCGUUUUCCGAUGUCAGCUGUCGGACCUGUCUGCUGGGCUCUCCCAGCUUUACCUCGGCAUCAAAACCCACAAGACAAUCGAGUCGCUUCUAAUACGAAACGGAGAUGGGCCAUCAAUAGAAGAGGUGGUGCAAACGAUCAUGUUGGAAGGGCUGAAUGAGCCGACAGAUGCGACUAGCGAGCCGAUAUCAGCCUCUCAACAAGAACUGUUGGCUGCGGUCAAAUCUCGAAGGGACGUUCUUGUUGAUGAGGUGAAGAUAAAGGAGCCAGCCGCUCUAAGAGAGAAAUUUCCUACCGGUGAUGUUUUGAAGAGUUUUUCAGCACAUGUUAGGACAACACUCGCUUCCAUGACGGAGAUUGGAGAGAAAUUGGGCGUCUCGGCGCUAUUGAGCGACGUUGCUAAUCAAGAGUCAAUACCGAGUCACUCAGGUGAUGGAGAAUUAGACCUCGACGACCUUUCUUCAUUCUUUGAGAAAACAACCUCGGGCCUGGUGCAGAAUGCUUUGGCUGGCUUGACGGAAGAAACACCAACAGAGGAACCGGCCGUGGUUGAAAUCACCGAGGCACCAGUAGAGACUGUCAAUGGCGAGCCAAAGGCAGAAGCAACGGCCCCAGUAGCAGCUCAAACUAACGGGGCCAAGCUGGAUCUCAUCUCAGACUACAAGGAACUGGAGGCACUGGUUGCGGAAAGCACGUCGAAUUAUGUCAAAACGACGCUGCACGGCCUUUCUGCCGUUCCCUACCAACCUACAGUCCCCCAGAGCACAGCCGAGACCAUGGCUGCGCAGUCACCCUAUCUGAGCCAUCUUCAUCAACACCAAUCCCAUCACCCAUACUACACCUCAUACACGACCCAGCCAGCUCCAGAGCAGCAGCCUCCUCAACCUACGGGAUCCUCCGACAACCUCCCACCAAACCAGACAUUCCCCAGUGCCAUUCUUUACGACAAAGCUCGCCAAGCAGCGCUGUCCAAAUCAUCGGCACAUACGCGGAGAGAAGGACUACACUCCACCCGACGGCCUUGGACUCAGGAGGAGGAAAAGGCGCUUAUGGCUGGCCUCGACAUGGUCAAGGGCCCCCACUGGAGCCAGAUUCUGACCCUAUUUGGUCAGAACGGAACCAUUUCCGACAUUCUGAAGGACAGGACACAAGUGCAGCUCAAGGACAAGGCAAGAAACCUGAAGCUAUUCUUCUUAAAGACCAACUCAGAAAUGCCAUAUUACCUGCAAGCUGUUACAGGAGAACUCAAGACUCGAGCUCCUACCCAAGCUGCCAGGAAGGAAGCCGAGGAGAGAGCGCGAAUGAACUCUGAGGAAGAACAAGCCAAGCUGCAGGGAAUCAUGGCAUUGGCUGGAGGAUUACAGCACCCGCCACAACAACAGCAGCAGCAGCAGCAGCAGCAGCAGCGACAACAGCUCCAUCAUCAAGCCAGACCACCGGUUACAGUGGCUGCAGCAGUAGGCCAGAGUGUGGUAACACCAGCUCAGGCAGCCAGCGCAGCGCAGUCGGCAUCUUCGGUGCAGCAGCAGCAACAGCAUGCGUCACAUCUUCACCACACGCCGACAGCAUCAAUGGCGAGCACACAACAGGCCAACGUGACACCCAUUUCGCGCGGCGGCAUGAUUCUGCCCAACACAGCACAGAUCAAACCCGAAAGCCAGAUGGCAGCAGUGCAGCAAGCCUCACAGCCAGUCCCGCUGGCACCUCAACGACCACAGACUCAGCUCCCUCCCCAGGUUCCCAGACCUCAGUCCCAGCCGCAGCCGCAAUUGCAGAUGCAGCAACACUCGCCGCUCCAACAGCAACAACAGCAACACCCUCAGCCCCAGACCCAAGUCCAGACGCAUGCUCAAGCUCUGGCGCAGGUCCAGGCACAUACACAGAUGCCUGCACCGGCUCAGGCUCAGGCGCAAGUACACCAUCAACAGGUCCAACCCUCGCAACAGCCACUACAGCAACAAUACCACCAACAACCGCAGCAAUCACCCCAUAUCCAACCGUCACACUCGCCAGCUCUCGGACAACAUCAUCAAACCCCAAGCCAGCCUGGGACGCCGAUCGUCUCCACACAGCUCCAAAACGGAACGGCAACUCAUUCUUCACCUACCCCAACAAUCCCCUCCACACCCACACCAUCUCACCUCUCACAACACAUACCGACACCCAUUCAGGCUUCGCCCGCUCCAGCUUACUCGCCUCAGCCUCAGCAGCCAUCUAUCCCUGCGCAAACAGAACUGCAUAAGCUCGUGUCUGCGCCGGAGGCGACGAUGUCUCAGGCGGUAGUACAAGACGACGAGGCGGCAGCAGAGGCCGCCUUGUUGGAAGGCUUGCAAGCUGCUGUUGCACAAGCGCUAGCUUCAUAG
Trichoderma virens Gv29-8 is the source of this 3063-nucleotide messenger RNA. RefSeq lists its product as uncharacterized. The record is from RefSeq and is a predicted model, not a curated record. The transcript is spliced from 5 exons. NCBI's taxonomy places the organism in Eukaryota, Fungi, Ascomycota, Sordariomycetes, Hypocreales, Hypocreaceae. Gene Ontology annotation, molecular function: protein homodimerization activity; double-stranded telomeric DNA binding. Gene Ontology annotation, biological process: telomere maintenance via telomere lengthening. Bases 1 to 3063 code for a protein of 1020 amino acids.